UACUGGAAAACUGUUUGAAGAACCCUAAAAGUUCCAGCUUUGAUCUCAUUUAAUCUUCACCCACAAAAACACACACACAGAAAUAGUAUGCAGAUAUGGUGGGUAUCAGCUUCUAUGUUCUAAUCUUGGUUUUCAAUUGAAGAAAACCCAUUGUUGCUCCAAGUGUUUUUAGCUCUCAAGAUGCUUGUUUCUUGACUUGAAUCUGUGAAUCUUGGUGAAAGAGAUCUGGGAUUUCUUUAGGGUUUCUGUUUAUGCAAGUUUCAAGAUUACAAAAAGGUCACAAGAUUUGGGGUUUUUCUGGGGUUGAGAUCUGGAGUGGUUUCUGUAGCUAAACAAGCUUUUCUUUGUCAUUCUUGGUCUAAUUUGGUGGUGGGGUUGUUACAAAAAAUAGCAAGAAAACAAGAUUGUUCUUGGAUGAAGGUGUGUGUGGCUGAGUUGUGGUGUUAUUUGGGGGUUUGGGUGUGGAAGAUCAAGGGCGAAUGAAGUGGAAAUCCUUUUUGUUUUGUAGUACGACCGGUUUCGGUUGAAAAUCUGGUGGAACUGUGGGUUUUUUUGUAUGGAUUGUUAAAGAGAAGCAAGAAUCAGUAAUCUGGAAGGGAAAAGUGGUCCCUUUUUUAAGGAAUUUUGUGGUUAACUGUUGAGAUUUUUGACUGUUUAUAGUAGUUAAGAAAACUGUUGUUUUGAAGCUGUGGAAAUGAAGCUGUCUGCUGUUGGUUUUGGUCAGCAAUUGCCUGAAGGGGAGAAAAGAUGUUUGAAUUCCGAACUUUGGCAUGCUUGUGCCGGUCCUCUUGUUUCCCUCCCCACCGUUGGAAGUCGUGUCGUAUACUUCCCACAGGGUCAUAGUGAGCAGGUUGCUGCAUCAACAAACAAAGAAGUCGAUGCUCAUACUCCGAACUACCCGAGCUUACCUCCGCAACUCGUUUGUCAACUUCACAAUGUCACUAUGCAUGCAGAUGGGGAGACCGAUGAGGUUUACGCUCAGAUGACAUUGCAACCCCUGAAUUCCGAAGAGCAAAAAGAGGCCUUCCUUCCGGCGGAUCUCGGUGCCCCGAGCAAACAACCCACGAAUUAUUUUUGUAAAACGUUGACGGCAAGUGACACGAGCACUCACGGUGGAUUUUCGGUUCCUCGUCGUGCAGCCGAGAAAGUGUUUCCUCCAUUGGACUUCUCGCAGCAACCUCCGGCUCAAGAACUUAUCGCGAGGGAUUUACACGACAAUGAAUGGAAGUUUAGGCAUAUAUUCCGUGGACAACCGAAAAGGCAUCUUCUCACAACCGGUUGGAGCGUUUUUGUGAGCGCAAAAAGACUUGUUGCCGGUGAUUCGGUCUUAUUCAUAUGGAAUGAGAAAAACCAAUUGCUACUAGGAAUUCGGCGUGCUAAUCGACCCCAAACCGUUAUGCCGUCUUCGGUUUUAUCUAGUGACAGCAUGCACUUGGGGCUUCUUGCUGCCGCUGCACAUGCGGCAGCAACUAAUAGCCGUUUCACCAUUUUCUAUAAUCCGAGGGCAAGUCCAUCGGAAUUUGUGAUACCUCUGGCGAGGUUUGUUAAAGCGGUUUAUCAUACACGAGUUUCUGUUGGCAUGCGGUUUCGGAUGUUGUUUGAAACCGAAGAAUCAAGCGUCCGUCGCUAUAUGGGCACGAUAACGGGCAUCAGUGACCUCGAUCCCGCUCGAUGGCCAAACUCACACUGGCGGUCCGUGAAGGUUGGAUGGGACGAGUCUACGGCCGGAGAAAGACAGCCAAGAGUUUCAUUGUGGGAGAUCGAACCCCUAACGACAUUCCCGAUGUACCCUUCUCAGUUCCCCCUCCGACUCAAGCGACCAUGGCCACCCGGGCUCCCCUCUUUUAACGGAAUAAAAGAAGAUGAUCUGGGAAUGAACUCUCCGAUAAUGUGGCUCCGUGGCGAUCCCGGUGACCGUGGAAUCCAAUCACUCAACUUUCAGGGAGUCGGUGUUUCACCGUGGCUGCAGCCAAGGCUCGAUGCAAGCAUGCUCGGAAUGCAAACCGAUAUCUACCAAGCUAUGGCUGCUGCUGCCCUUCAAGAAAUGAGGACUAUGGAUUCGGCGAAACCGUCGAAUCCGUCACUUCUACAAUUUCAACAACACCGAACUGUCCCGACUGGUUCUGCUACCCUGGUGCCGCCUCAGAUGAUGCACCAAUCUCAGCCUCAACCAACGUUUGAAAACCUGCCGGUUUCACAUCCGCAGCCUCAUCUUCUUCCUCAACAAUUGCAACACCAAAUUCCGUUCAAUAAUGAACAACAACAUCUACUCCCGUCCAUGCCACAGUUCGGUUCCAGCUCCCAAACAAUCUCUUCGAUGCAACAUCCGAGCUUUUCGGGUUCGAACGGAAACCCCGUGUCCGGUUCUAACGUAUCGUCCUUUCAGAGUCUUUUAGGUUCGUUUUCACAUGACGAAACUUCGCACCUUCUUAACAUGCCACGGUCCACCUCCUUGUUGACUUCCACCGGUUGGCCGGCAAAACGUGUGGCCGUCGAUCCGCUUCUCGUAUCCGGAGCAUCACAAUCUCUUCUUCACCAAGUUGAACAGUUGGGCCCACCAUCACACACAAACCUCCCUCGAAACACCAAUCUCUCCCAAACCGCCGUUUCUCUGCCACCGUUUCCAGGAAGAGAGUGCUCCAUCGAUCAAGAAUCGAGCAACGAUUCUCAGAGCCAUCUUUUGUUCGGAGUUAACAUCGAUAACUCGAAUCUCUUAAUGCAAAGUGGGAUCUCGAACCUCCGGGGUGUCGGGAAUGAUUCCGAUUCCAUGACUCUGCCAUUCACAUCUUCCAAUUACAACAUGAGUAAUGCAGGCAACGAGUUUUCGAUGAAUCCAACGAUGACACCUUCGAGUUGUAUCGAUGAGUCGGGUUUUCUGCAUUCACCCGAAAACACGAGCCAAACGAACCCACCAACCAGAACCUUCGUUAAGGUUUAUAAGUCGGGGUGUUAUGGGAGGUCGCUCGAUAUAGCAAAAUUUAGCAGCUACCACGAGCUGCGAAGUGAACUUGCUCAAAUGUUCGGCCUUGAAGGCCAAUUGGAAGACCCUUUGAGAUCAGGCUGGCAGCUUGUAUUCGUUGACCGGGAGAAUGAUGUUCUUCUCCUCGGCGACGACCCUUGGCCGGAGUUCGUGAGCAGCGUUUGGUGCAUCAAGAUUCUGUCGCCACAGGAGGUGCAGCAAAUGGGGAAACAAGGUCUCGAGCUUCUCAACUCGGUCCAGAUACCGAAUCCCACCGACAGCACCUACGAUAACUACACUCCGAGCCGGCAAGAAUCGAUGAAUCUGAGCAAUGGAGUUGCGUCCGUGGGUUCGCUCGAAUACUGAACCCGACUCCAUUCAAGAUCCACAGUUUGUGUAUGAUUAGCCGCACUUCAUCCAAUUCUCGAGAAUUGCUUGAUUCUAAGCUUUAGGUAUUUCUGCAACCCGAAACUGUAAUUAAUAUGAUCUCGCUCUAUUUCGGUUUCGAUGAUACACAAGACUCGUUUCCGAGGUUAUGUAUUAUGUUUUCAUCAGAAAGUUAUCAUGCUAAGGAAACCCACGGAUGUCGUCGGGCCUUCUAG
Molecule: messenger RNA, 3561 nt
Organism: Cynara cardunculus var. scolymus (artichoke)
Lineage: Eukaryota; Viridiplantae; Streptophyta; Magnoliopsida; Asterales; Asteraceae
Product: auxin response factor 6
Exons: 13
Coding region: 695-3325 (876 amino acids)
Biological process (GO): response to hormone; regulation of DNA-templated transcription
Cellular component (GO): nucleus
Molecular function (GO): protein binding; DNA binding
Source: RefSeq, a predicted model, not a curated record